AUGGACGCCCAAGCCUACCUAAUCAAACACGGCUGGUCCGGUCCCGGCAACCCAUUGAACCCAAACAAACGACCGGGCGCACACAGUGGACUAGGCCUCACCCGACCACUCCUUGUAUCGCGCAAAGCGAACAACCACGGCGUGGGCAAGAAGACAACAAAAGACCCGACGAACCAGUGGUGGCUGCGCGGCUUCGAAGAUGCACUGAAGGGUGUCGGGAAUGACAGUUUCGAAGCCAACUCAGCGCGCGAGAAUAACGCGCUGACGAGUGAGCUUUAUCGGCAUUUUGUGAGGGGGGAUGGGUUGGCUGGUACACUUGAGGGGAACGAUAAGAAAAAAGACGAGAGCGGAACGUCUACUUCUACCUCCAAGUCGAAGCGCAAGCGUGAGGAUGAGGAUGAUGGCGAUCGCACGACUAGGAAAUUGGCCAAGGCUACGCGGAAGGUGGAGAAGGCGGAGAGGAAGGAAGCGAGACGUGUGAAGAGGGCUGCAAAGGCUGAGAGGAAGGAGAAGAAGAUUGCUGGGAAGCUUGCGAAGAAGGCUUUGAAGGAGAAGAAGCGUACUGCUUCCGAGGAGGAUUAUCCCACCCCCACGUCGAUUGAUCAGGAGUCUGAUCAGACUGGGGCAGAGAACACGGAGACGGAUGAGGUUGCUGCGCGGCUAGAGAAGGCGGCGAAAAAUGAGAAGAAGGAGAGCAAGAAGGCUAAGAGCAUAGGAGGUGAUGGGGUCGUUGAAGACUCAAAAAAAAAGUCUAAAAAGGAGAAGAAGGACAAGAAGAAGGCUAAAGCCUGA
Molecule: messenger RNA, 792 nt
Organism: Penicillium hordei
Lineage: Eukaryota; Fungi; Ascomycota; Eurotiomycetes; Eurotiales; Aspergillaceae
Exons: 1
Coding region: 1-792 (263 amino acids)
Source: RefSeq, a predicted model, not a curated record